Messenger RNA from Equus quagga, 723 nucleotides. RefSeq names its product PRR23 family member E (gene PRR23E). The transcript has a single exon. The coding region runs from base 1 to 723 and encodes 240 amino acids. The record is from RefSeq and is a predicted model, not a curated record. NCBI's taxonomy places the organism in Eukaryota, Metazoa, Chordata, Mammalia, Perissodactyla, Equidae.
AUGGGGGCAAGUGCAUCUAAGGAACAAGCGGUGCAGAACCCCCAUGGUGCAUCCCUGACCGCUAAGGAAGCCCACCUGACUCGGCCUGCCCCACACCCCUGGGCAUCUGUGGGCUCUGUCUAUGGCUUCUCUGCCUGUACGGGAGCCCAGCCUGUAACUGACGCAGCCUGCUGGCCUGUCGUGAGGACCCCCUGUGUCAUCCACUCCUGGAUGGGGUGCCCAGCCACUUGGACUUACAUGUGGGCCCCCUAUGGUGGUGAUCUCUGGGUGGGGCAUCCCCCUCCAGCUGCCUCAGCACCUUCAGUCUGGCCUUGGGGCGUCUCCAGCUUUGAUUCCCGCAUGGGAGGCCAGCACUGGGCCACCAUGGCCUCCAGUGUAUUGCCUUACUUCAUAGGACCCCCGCCCCUGUGCUCCUCCGGCCCUCCAGCUCUGAGCAGGGACGCCCCCGGCCACUGUACCCAGGUGGGAUGGCAGACUCCAACCAACUCAGCCUUCCCUGCUCCAGUGGGGGUCAUGUCCAGAGGAGCUUCUCCCUUGAAGAAGUGCCAGGCCCCUCCAUCAGAGUGGGCCUCCAGGUUCAGCAUUUGGGCGCCUGCGCCGUCCUCCAGCCCAGAACUCCGCCCUCUGCCCCCUUCCCCCAGCUCGGACCCUCAGCCCAAUCCCCGGUGUCCCCGCUCCCCCCGGCCGCCCUGCAGGGCCUGCCGCCGCCUCUUCGAGCUCUGA